UAUCAAAAUAUUAACGACCUUCACUAGGUGGACCUCGUUACCAGACAACAACAGCAAUAAGUUGUGAAAUUUUGUGCCUGCAUAAAUACAAGGAUACUUUACUGUUACAUUUAUCGUAAGUUUUUUUUUUCUCUUCAUAUCAUUAACAAUAAUACGACUAUCAAGUGUUCAUUAAAACACUAAUAAACGUGACCUAACAUAACACAGUCUAUUGCACAUCGAAUACCAAAAAAACAUUGAUACCAAAACAGAAUCAAACACGUGACAGUAAUAUGAAUAACGGUCAGUAAAUGUCAGAGGUAUUGAAAUAGAUUGAUUAAAUUAACCAAAACACCGAUGAAUACAAAAAUAAUCAUUAAUACGUCCAUGAUUUUUUUGUCAACAUUGUAUCCAAUGUAAGGUAUACCAGGAAGCAGCAACAUGAGCAAAGUAGACUCUCAACAUAAUCAACAUCAAUAGUUCCUUGCGACGCAAACCAGAUUUCAAAGUGCUCUACAAAAAUCUCGGAGUGAGAUCAAAAUGUUCAACGAGUUCCGACAUCUCCUGGUCGUUUCAUUUCCUAGCUCGCGACAUCAAAUACCAAAAACGACGUCAUUAGUUAGAUCUUCUUCGGCUCCAUCAAUUUCAUUGUCAUCGGAACAGCUGUAUGUCUCUUCAGUACCUGUGACUCCAUCUUCGCAGAAGGUCAGCAGAGGUAAUAAUGAAAACGUCAAAAUAAAUGAGUCCAGGGACGCUCAGGCGUUGUCUUCCACGCCAAGGAGUCGUAGAAAUUCUCAGGGCGAUUAUUUGAGGAACGAUAAUUCUGUUCAGGACUUAGAAUUCGAAAUACAAACGUUAUCGAAGGGUCGUGCUUCUUUAGGCGUCCCAAGGUCAUCACCUUCCGUAAACAAGGAAGACGACGAACUUUGGAAUGUAUUGGAUACCAUACGGAACAAAGGAACAAAUAUGCUGGCCCGAAUUAAUGUUGACAAUGUUGACGCAACAAGAACAGAAAGAAAAUACAUUGUUGAGGAAGAGGUUGACGUCACGAAACUUCAACGAGAAAAAGUAGAAAGUUUUAAUAGGAUUCAGAAAUUGGAAAAGGACGCUACGACGAGUCAUAAGCUUGUAAAAAAGUUAAAGAAGCAGUUUGACGAGCUUACGAAAAUCAGGAAUGAACUCCAGGAACAUCUUCUGGACGAGUCUGCCUCUAGAUUACAUAAAGCUGAACCUGCUUGUGAUUCUGCUUUUAUUGAACUCUUACCGACAGCCGGUAACAAUACAGAUUUACCCUGUGAAUCGAUUACUGUUGCUGCCAUCGUUUCAGAAAUAAUCGAUAGGAUUAAAUUUCGAAAUAAUACCACGGAUAAGACUGUCGCAACUCAAGUAGAGCCGGCAGACUUUCAACUUGGUCCAGAUGAAACGAGUGUCAAGAUACAAAGAGGACAAUUGGGUUUGCUUGACGAUGCAUUGGCUUUUCCAAAAGAGGUUAUUAAAGUGGAAGAUAUCGAUAGGGCAAAAAUAUUGACAAUCUUGGAGCAGCGGUCUCACGUGGUAUUGCAGAGACACCUUAUUAUCGCAAUCGUUCGCAAUCAGAUAUAUGAGAAGAAACUGGAUCAGAUUCAAACGAAUUAUAAUUAUCUUAUGACACGUUUCAACCACUUGUCUCAAAUGAACAGCAAUUUGUGCAAAGAGUCAAUAGAACAGCUCAAGGAACUGCACAGUGCAAGAUUGAGAAUCAUGGAGCUGAUGCAGUUGGUCCCAUUGACUGAACUAGAAGUUGAAAUGCAGAAUGAAGAAAAAAAUAAAAAAUCAAUACCAACGAUGUUGUCAACGUCUCUUUCUGGUCGACGUGAAAUUUCUCAACCUGUACCAGUACCAGGAGUGUAUACCCCUCCGCGCCAAGUCACACCUGGCACGAAAGGUUCGUCAAGAUUUAUGUCAAGGUCAUAUGUUCAACCUCAUAGCAGUUACAGCUCGACAAAGAGUCACGACACAGGUACUAGGGAAUCCUUGAAUAAGAGUCUUCUAGAACGUCGUAAAGAAAGUUCAAGAUCUUUUGAAAAGAUAACGAGAACGCAGGAUCCCCUGACGAAGAGACUUGGUAAUUCCAGUCGAGACACCGGAAAUAGAUAUUUGAAGAAUACAAGACACUCUAUAGAAACUAAGAGAUACGGGACACGUCCAGGACCUUCAAUAUCAACUGGACCAUCACAUUAUAGAUCCGACUAUCCAGAUCCAAUUGCAACUGGUACCGCACCUAAUGAAACAUCAACCCGUAGAAAACUCUUCUCCUGGAGUAAUCUACUCAAGUGAUAAUUCAAUAAUUGAAAUCAUUAUUCUCAUUGCUACCCCAAAGGACAUGUAGCGCACGUGUCAUCUCAUGGAAUAGUGUUGAUAGUGCCGCCCACUAAUGUUUAAUGUACGCACCUUCCCAAGAUAAUAUAACAUACACAUAUGGUAGAGACCAGCUGAAUUGUAUGUAUAUAUAACUUUGGUGAUUUCAAUGCCAAACAAUUGUUUCUGAACUUUGUAAUUAUACUUAUUAUAAUAUAUGA
Cephus cinctus (wheat stem sawfly) is the source of this 2537-nucleotide messenger RNA. RefSeq lists its product as uncharacterized. The record is from RefSeq and is a predicted model, not a curated record. The coding region runs from base 520 to 2295 and encodes 591 amino acids. NCBI's taxonomy places the organism in Eukaryota, Metazoa, Arthropoda, Insecta, Hymenoptera, Cephidae. The transcript has 3 exons.